This is a messenger RNA of Mucor mucedo, 681 nucleotides long. RefSeq lists its product as uncharacterized. Gene Ontology annotation, molecular function: nucleic acid binding; zinc ion binding. The transcript is spliced from 2 exons. NCBI's taxonomy places the organism in Eukaryota, Fungi, Mucoromycota, Mucoromycetes, Mucorales, Mucoraceae. The record is from RefSeq and is a predicted model, not a curated record. Bases 1 to 681 code for a protein of 226 amino acids.
AUGGGUCCAGCUAACCCCAAAGCCUGGGAUGAGCUCAUGUAUAAAAUCGAUUUAGGUUACCAGUCCUUCUGUUUUGGGAAAUGGGCUAAAAUGGAGUCCCAUUGUGUAUAUUGCAAGCAAAUGGUAUAUACCCCUAAGGACUGCCAAGAAAUACCAACUAUUAGUAAAACGUGUUAUCUAUGUGAUAGACGAGGGCAUCUCGCUCGCCACUGUCCCCGAUCUCAAGAUAACUCUAUUGCCUCUUCCAAAAAACGAGUUCGUAACGAAGAGGAACCUUUUAACCAAGUCUCAAUUAGGGCUGAAGAUACCGAUGAAACAACUGGCACCGAACCCAGUUCCACCGUCGAUGAAGUAACCCACAAGAAGGCCCGUCAUCAUCGUACUUCCCAACCAAUUACGUUGGUAUCCGAUAAUGAAUCUAUGAUGAACGUUUCAGAGGAUGAUGCGGAUAGAUUAAACGAUGCCGAAGAGCUUUUCAUGGUAACCAAUCAUGUAUCAGCAAUUGUUGAAAACCAAACUACCAACAAAGCCAGUAACCCGACGACGACUUUCUCUAAAGUUACCAGUUCUACUAUCAGCAAAAACCUAGUCUCUCCUCGAGCUAAUAAAGGUGUCGCUGCCGUAAAAUAUGACCCUUCCUCCUCUCAACCGACAUCGUCCUUCCGGAAGACGUCUGCCUGA